CUUUCUGCAGGAGGCCUCGGAAGUUUCUACAUCGUGGAGGAAAAAGAGGGGCGGGUUCGAAAUCCAAACGAGAGCAUACAAGGACAACGAUCCGUUCUUGUUCCCUUCGAUUAGAGAGAGAAAGAAGGGAAGAGAGAGAGAGAGAGAGAGAGAGAGAGAGAGAGAGAGAGAGAGAGAGAGAGGUGAGAGAGAGGAGCGGCGUAGAGGAUGGCGGCGAUGGCUCCGCUGCCGGUGCCGGCGAGCGUCGUAAAGCAGGCGGAGCAACUGAAGCAAGACGGGAACAGCUACUUCAAGAAGGAACGCCUGGGGGCCGCCAUCGACGCCUACACCGAGGCAAUUACGUUGUGCCCGAAUGUGGCGAUUUAUUGGACGAACCGAGCCUUGUGCUAUCGGAAGCGGAAUGAAUGGAACAAAGUCGAAGAGGAUUGUAGGAGGGCAAUUCAGCUCGACAGCAAUUCUGUGAAGGCACACUAUAUGUUGGGGCUUGCAUUGCUACAGAAACAUGAUUAUUCUGGGGGAAUCAAGGAAUUGGAGAAGGCUUUGGAACUUGGGAGAGGUGCUAACCCAGCAAGCUACAUGGUCGAGGAGAUUUGGCAGGUUCUUGCCAGAGCAAAGUACAUGGAAUGGGAAGAUUCAUCUAGCAAGCGGGCACCUAGGCUGCAGAAUUUGAGGGAAGUAUGUGAAAAAGCAUUUUUAAAUUAUUAUUCUAUCGAUGCAUCUGAAGCUGAAGAUGGCCCCAAAGAAAAUGACCAUUCCCAGCAGUUGGAAUGCCUCCACGAGGUGUUUAACAAAGCUGCACAGGCUGAUACACCAUCAGAAGUGCCUGACCACUUGUGUUGUAAAAUUACGCUUGAUAUCUUUCGUGACCCUGUGAUUACUCCAAGUGGCAUUACUUAUGAAAGGGCAGUGCUUCUUGAUCAUCUUCAGAGGGUGGGCAGGUUCGAUCCUGUCACAAGGGAGCCACUUGAUCCACACCAACUGGUACCAAACCUUGCUAUCAAGGAAGCUGUUCAAGCAUUCCUCAGUGAGCAUGCUUGGGCAUACAAGAUAUCCUAAAUGUUCUGAUUCCUGUACCCUAUAAUCAAGGAGGUUACAUGGCUCUAGUUGCGUGCAGGUACAACCAUUAAGUGGGAAGGAUUUUAUGUUGUAUUCAUGUUGUUACAUUUUCUUCAAUGUUUCUCAGUCUUUUCACCAACUUGUGAGAAAACUUUGUUGAGCGUACAUGUACAGAUGGCCGAUUUUAUGCUUUGCAGUACAGUCUGAUAGUGCUUGAUGUAAAACCCAUCCUUUUGGGUACCAUUUAUACAGAUGGAUAGAAAGCUUUGGAUUGGCAAUGAGCAUAUAUAGUUUUGGGCA
Messenger RNA from Phoenix dactylifera (date palm), 1356 nucleotides. RefSeq names its product E3 ubiquitin-protein ligase CHIP-like. Gene Ontology annotation, cellular component: cytoplasm. The record is from RefSeq and is a predicted model, not a curated record. Gene Ontology annotation, molecular function: protein-folding chaperone binding; ubiquitin protein ligase activity. Lineage: Eukaryota; Viridiplantae; Streptophyta; Magnoliopsida; Arecales; Arecaceae. Gene Ontology annotation, biological process: protein polyubiquitination; proteasome-mediated ubiquitin-dependent protein catabolic process; positive regulation of proteolysis.